CAGCGGGUAUCGCAUCAGCCCAGUUGAUGACGCACUAGUGUCCGCUGCCAUAUCGUAGCGGGGACGGGAGUGGAGCGAGCACGGAGGCGCGCGCGGGCGCGUUGGGGGACGCGGCUGUCGGUGACUGCGAAAGGUAGCAUAGGCGCACGAGUCGCUUGCUGCGGUGCCAUAACGCAUAACAGCACAGCUGCGCGCACCACCGCUACCUGGGCAAGAAAGAAAUCCUGAAACGGCGGCGUAUGGCCUGGAAGUGACCAUGCCGGACUCGAUGAGUGUCGCGACGCGAAGAACGGGGUCCCCCUUUUCGCGGCCCUCGAACCUCGCCGUCGCGCUGCCGCGAUUGAGCAGCAAACGACGACGCCUCCUCUGGCUUGUGCCCGUGUUCGUGAUCGUCCAGUUCGCGUUCUUCCAGCGACAGCAGGCCUCAUCCGAUGCGGCGCGCUUGGAAGACUGGACAACUUUUGACUUCGGGUCGACGACUACUGCAAGACAGCCACGGUAGACCGGAGUGCGUGCGGCCUUCGAUCGAAGACUUUCCUGGUGACUUCUUCACCCAGGAGGAGCGACGACAAGGAGGCGUGGUCAUUCAUUUCAUCAUAGUCAUCUAUCUAUGCGGCGUCCUGGGAUACAUCUGUGACGACUACUUCGUUCCUUCUCUGGAGAUAAUAGCUGAAUCUCUUAACGUUCCAAGUGACGUUGCCGGAGCAACAUUUAUGGCCAUCGGUACUUCAGCCCCGGAGCUUUUCUCAUCGAUUAUAGGUUCUUUCAUAACAGAAGGCGACAUCGGUCUUGGCACCAUUGUUGGUUCGGCUGUAUUCAACAUUCUUGGAGUCACCGGCGUGGCCGGUCUCGCCGUGUGGAAAAACGAUGUCCCCAUCGACUGGUUCCCCAUCACCCGAGACUGCCUAAUGUACGGCAUCACAGUGCUGGCUCUCAUUGGUGUCAUCAGCAACAAUAUCGUUGAAUGGUACGAGGCCUUGAUACUGAUCUUCAUGUUUGGUGCCUACAUCGUGGUGCUGUACUACAACUCGCAGAUCGAGUACCUCGCGCUGCUUCAGGUGGAAGCACUACGGAAAAGGUGGUUCCCAGGCACUGUGGGCCCGGAUCCACCAAAGGCGAGCCGCAAGUCAGUCGCCGAGGAAGAAACGCCGCUGCUUGGAGGCGGCGACGAAGAGGCACCUGCAGUGCCCAAGGCUCGGUCGAGGAGGGACUCGGCUAUGUCCGCGGGAGAAGAGCGGCUGCGACGAGACAGUGUUCUCCUAACCGAAAGUGUGUGCAAGAUUGUCGAGCAAGAGGAGCACGAGAGUAUAUGGUCGAUGCCUGACGAGGGCUCGGUCCACCAGAUUCUGUGGGUGCUGUUCUGGCCCGCGCGGUUCCUGCUGCACUUCACGGUUCCGGACUGCAGGCGGCUGUCGAUGCGCAAGUGGUUCCCGCUCACCUUCGCGCUAUCCGUGGUUUGGAUCGGCGCCGUGUCUUACGUGACAGUCUGGAUGGUCACCAUCAUCGGCUUCACCCUGGGCAUCCCGGACUCGGUGGCCGGCAUCACGCUCCUGGCUGCGGGCACCAGCAUCCCGGAGGUCUUCUCCAGUGUCAUCGUGGCGCGAAGCGAUCUUCCUCGAGCUACGUUCAGGUUGCCGUGUGCACCGCCCCUCCACCACUUGAGAGACGGAGGCCGACCGAACUAUUUUGAAAAUGAUGUCCCCAUCGACUGGUUCCCCAUCACCCGAGACUGCCUAAUGUACGGCAUCACAGUGCUGGCUCUCAUUGGUGUCAUCAGCAACAAUAUCGUUGAAUGGUACGAGGCCUUGAUACUGAUCUUCAUGUUUGGUGCCUACAUCGUGGUGCUGUACUACAACUCGCAGAUCGAGUACCUCGCGCUGCUUCAGGUGGAAGCACUACGGAAAAGGUGGUUCCCAGGCACUGUGGGCCCGGAUCCACCAAAGGCGAGCCGCAAGUCAGUCGCCGAGGAAGAAACGCCGCUGCUUGGAGGUGGCGACGAAGAGGCACCUGCAGUGCCCAAGGCUCGGUCGAGGAGGGACUCGGCUAUGUCCGCGGGAGAAGAGCGGCUGCGACGAGACAGUGUUCUCCUAACCGAAAGUGUGUGCAAAAUUGUCGAGCAAGAGGAGCACGAGAGUAUAUGGUCGAUGCCUGACGAGGGCUCGGUCCACCAGAUUCUGUGGGUGCUGUUCUGGCCCGCGCGGUUCCUGCUGCACUUCACGGUUCCGGACUGCAGGCGGCUGUCGAUGCGCAAGUGGUUCCCGCUCACCUUCGCGCUAUCCGUGGUUUGGAUCGGCGCCGUGUCUUACGUGACAGUCUGGAUGGUCACCAUCAUCGGCUUCACCCUGGGCAUCCCGGACUCGGUGGCCGGCAUCACGCUCCUGGCUGCGGGCACCAGCAUCCCGGAGGUCUUCUCCAGUGUCAUCGUGGCGCGAAGUGGACUGGGCAACAUGGCCAUCUGUAACCUCCUGGGCAGCAACAUCUUCGACGUGCUCUUCUGCUUGGGAGUGCCGUGGUUGUUCAAGGCCCUAUUCGCCUCGAGCUCUCACGAGGUGUUCAUCAACAGCGCCGCCAUGACGUACACAAGCGUCACGCUCCUGUCUACGGUGCUCAUUCUGUUCCUCAUAUUCGUACUCACGCACUGGACGCUCAACUACAAAGUGGGCUUUGCCUGCGUCUUCAUGUACGUCAUCUUCAUUGUGCUCGCAUGCAUGUACGAGCUCAACGUCUUCGGAGAGUUCAACCCACCGACCUGCACAUAGGUGGCGCGAUUGUUGCCGUCACUCGCGCUCUUGGACUGACUGUGCGUACGCGCGCUGGACCCUGUUUAUUGGUACAAUGCGUCGUCCGAACGCCGCGGCAGUAUUGAAACGUCGUUAAUCUUUUGUAAUAUAACUACCAAAUGUUGCGUUUCUGGCUUGCACUUGCGUAAGUAAAACAAGUUGCAGGCCACGUUC
Molecule: messenger RNA, 2954 nt
Organism: Dermacentor silvarum
Lineage: Eukaryota; Metazoa; Arthropoda; Arachnida; Ixodida; Ixodidae
Product: sodium/potassium/calcium exchanger 5-like
Biological process (GO): calcium ion transmembrane transport; intracellular calcium ion homeostasis
Cellular component (GO): membrane
Molecular function (GO): calcium, potassium:sodium antiporter activity; calcium channel activity
Source: RefSeq, a predicted model, not a curated record